This is a messenger RNA of Suillus paluster, 1309 nucleotides long. RefSeq lists its product as uncharacterized. The record is from RefSeq and is a predicted model, not a curated record. Lineage: Eukaryota; Fungi; Basidiomycota; Agaricomycetes; Boletales; Suillaceae. The transcript has 16 exons. The coding region runs from base 322 to 1200 and encodes 292 amino acids.
AAUACAUCUUUCAAAUUCAAACCAUCCUCUGCGCAGCCUCUGAUCCUAUUCCUCGCAUCUUCAAGCCACAUAUGCAUGAGUGUCUUCCGGGCGUCACGCUCGCGUCCGCCAGGAGAGGAUGCGUUAGCAGUGUCGGUAAGGACAGCACCAACAAGGACAGCGCUUUUCGAGCGACAUUGAGCAGAAGACGCCAGCCACGUGAUGCAAUAUUCUGAUAUUCGAACUUCUUGAAUCAAGAACUUCCAUUGUUGUACUCGGUAACGCACAACAAGAAGCGUGCUGCGCAACUUCAAAGCCCACUUGCUUCUUUGUACGAACCUGAUGAGUGACGCUACUAGUACUGCUUUGUAUGUCGACGCUGGCAUUCAGGCAUCAAAGUACUUCAAUGUCGGAACGUUUGCAGUUUUAAUUUUUGACUACUGCAUUACUCUAGAGGCAGAGUCGCAGUGGGUAUGGCAUCGAAAAUGGACGUUCGUGAGAUUUAUAUUCACCAUUUCACGAUACCUGCCAUUUUUUGCCAUUGGGAUGACAUUCACGGCUGCGCUUCGAACACAAUACUAUCCUGGUGAAAGUUGUGUUAUGUUUGGAAAAGCGUCCAACGUGUUGCACAUUAUCUGCAUUCUAGCCGCAGAAGGACUCCUAAUAACGAGGAUUCACGCUUCCUGGACCAGUAAGCGUCUACUGACAUUUUUGCUGGUUUUUCCCGUAGUUUGUUUUGUUGGUUCUUAUAUCCUCUCGGGCACUCCCGCGGCGUCGAACCUUACGAACAUCGUCACUGACAUACCGGAUCCGGGCAACUGUCUUUUCAUAGGCGGGAGAAACAGUGUCUUCGAGUAUGCUACUUUGAUACUCUACGAAUCGGUCCUCCUGUGCUUGAUGUUGUUCAUCAGAUCCAGAUGGUACAAGAAUACUAGUACUGUCGGACUGCUCCAAGAAACAUUUUUCAAUGAUUCAGUGAGAUAUAUGAUUUGCAUCAUGAUCGUGACUUCGUUCAGUAUCAUUCUGAAUAUGAGUCCUCCGAUUACAUGGGUUGCUAUCACAGACUCUCUACAGGUCGUCAUCCACAGCGUCCUAGCAUCUCGGAUACUUUUCAACCUACGAGAAAGUGAAGAACGUUCGCGCAAUCACACAACACUGGCGGAAGUAUCUGACAUGCAGUUUGAAGAAGGCCAGCUCUCAACGUUGAGGUCUGAGGUUUAAUGAACCUUGUGUUAGUGCAGCGCUGGUAUCACUGCAUAUGUAUCCCAUGAUGUAAGAUACUAAUUUACUUGCGAACUAUGGUAUUUAUUCGUUUGCUUGGCACAUCACU